Molecule: messenger RNA, 1696 nt
Organism: Lactuca saligna
Lineage: Eukaryota; Viridiplantae; Streptophyta; Magnoliopsida; Asterales; Asteraceae
Source: the annotation of a GenBank genome assembly
UUAUUAUUAUUAUUAUUAUUAUUAUUAUUAUUAUAUAUCAGAAUUCUCGUCUCUAGAAGCUCAGUUCAUUUCAAUUAUCUGGACGCACAUGCCCAUUAAUAUCAACGUCUAAAACGUUUGAUCUUUUCAUUUCAGCAUCUACAAAAAUAUCAACAAACCUCCAUGAAUCGGCAAAACUAGAAUGGGGAAAACGAAGAAAUAUUGUUAUGGAAUUUGUUUAUUGAGUUCGAUAGUGAUUAAUAUAUUAUUCAGCAUAAAUCUGUACCUAGGUGGAGGUGGAGGAGCUCUACAGCGGGGAGAGAAGAACCUUGAGAUUGUUUAUCGUCCUUCGUUGACUUGGACUGAAAAAGCAGCUGCGGAGGCGGAAGCGGUUGCAGCAAUCUCAUGCUCCGGCCAUGGCAGAGCUUACCUUGAUAGUUUGAUUUCUGAUGGUCAAACUGUUUGUGAGUGCUAUACUUGCUAUGGCGGUAUUGAUUGCUCUGAAUUCUCUCCCGGUUGUUCUGCCGACGCUGAUAGUGGUGAUCCUAUAUUUUUGGAGCCAUUUUGGAUGCAAAAGGCAGAGGACAGUGCGAUUGUUGUAUCAGGAUGGCAUCGAAUGAGUUACAGUUAUGCUGGCUACACUUCCAUGUCCACGAUGUCAUUGGAGGUGGAGAAAUACAUCCAUAAAAUACAUUCCAUUGUGGGGAAUGCAAUUACAGAAGGAAGAUAUUUGGUAUUUGGUAUCGGAUCAUCUCAACUCCUUAGUGCAGCUGUUUAUGCUCUUUCCUCCCAAAACUCUUCUUCUCCUUCAAAUGUCGUGGCUACAAUUCCAUAUUAUCCGAUGUAUGAGGCUCAAACAUUGUUCUUUAAUUCGGAAGAUUUUGAAUUUGAAGGAGAUACAAACUCAUGGAAAUUGAAUAAUGCGACAAACAACAUGGAUGUGAUUGAAUUUGUAACCUCUCCAAACAAUCCAGAUGGGGAGUUAAAGACAUCGGUUAUUGGAGGGAAGACAAUAUACGAUCAUGCUUAUUUUUGGCCACAUUUUACACCGAUUCCAGCUCCUUCAGAUCACGAUUUCAUGAUCUUUACACUUUCAAAACUCACAGGUCAUGCUGGUGCGCGUUUUGGAUGGGCGGUGAUAAAAGAUAAGGAUGUAUAUGAGAAAGUUUCGACAUAUAUCCAAGUGGCUGAUUUGGGGAUUUCAAAGGACACCCAAUUGAGAGUUUUGAAGCUUCUAAAAGUAGCCGUUGAAGACGAUGGUAAACAGCUUUUCAAAUUUGCUUAUGAUAAAAUGAGACAACGUUGGGAUAGGUUGACUUCUGUCUUCUCCAAGUCAACCAGAUUUUCAAUCCAAAAGAGAGAUCCUUUGCAUUGCAAUUUCUUUAACGAAACCAGACUACCAUCUCCAGCUUACGCAUGGGUAAAAUGUGAGCGAGAAGAAGAGGAUGAUUGUCAUGCGGUAUUAGAAGCAGGAAAAAUUAUAGGUCGCACUGGAAGUACGUAUAAGGCCAAAGAUCGUUAUGUCAGACUAAGUCUUAUCAAGAGUCAAGAUGAUUUUGACUUGCUUAUGCUUCGACUCACUGAGUUAGUGUCUCUUGAAAACGAGUUUCUCAGUUAUAAGCAAAACAAGAACGUUAGAAAUGCUCGAGAAGCUGGAAUGACGAAUUCCACACCACCUAAACACCCAAUCCAUUAUGGAACUCGCAACAGGACAUAA